Dufourea novaeangliae is the source of this 3084-nucleotide messenger RNA. It is a transcript of the gene Evi5, whose product is annotated as ecotropic viral integration site 5 ortholog. NCBI's taxonomy places the organism in Eukaryota, Metazoa, Arthropoda, Insecta, Hymenoptera, Halictidae. The record is from RefSeq and is a predicted model, not a curated record. The coding region runs from base 248 to 2740 and encodes 830 amino acids. The transcript has 10 exons.
GGCAACAAUGCAUGUGAACGAAUUAUCGGUGAUGACAACUUUAAGUGGUGACAGCCGCGUAUGCGUAUGUACCUGUUCGUUGCACUACUAGUGGCGUUCUGUCGGAUUUUGCUGAUGGGAAGCUUAAUUUUCUGAUAUAGUGCGUGAUUUACUCGUCGAGAAGCAUAUGGAAUAUUAACCACGCCGUAGGGGCCAAGAGAGUCAGGCAACUGGACAAUUGGGAUUGUCGCGUUAUGGACCGCAGGUGAUGAGCGUGUUGUGUAUAUGCAGCACGGUACAUCAGACCGCUCAGAACAACAGCCAGGUUAGCAAAAUACGUCCCUGCUCGUCGACGCCGGUCACAUCCGAGGAGGAGAGGAUAAACUCGGUGCAGGAAAUACCCACCGACGAGCUGGCUCUAUUAGCUAAGCUGGAGGAAGCCAAUAGGCUUAUCGAAUCGGAUGCAAAAUCGUUGAACUCGCUCCAAAGCAAUCACAGUAGGAAAGGUUCCGACACAUCUCAGGUGUCCGUGGCGUCGGGGGGCAGCGGAGGGAACGGCGAUGCUGCGCCCCGACGCCACACUACAGCUGAUGGUGAAGAAAAUACAUGGACCCUGUGGGGUAAUAUCGUCGCUGAUUGGGAUUAUCAUUGGAAGAAGAGGAAAGAGUUCGUCAAAGAGUUAGUACGUCAAGGAAUACCUCACCAUUUUAGAGGUAUUGUUUGGCAGCUACUAAGCGGUGCUCAUGACUCUCCUAUUAAAAAGCAAUUCGCUGAAUAUAUCAAGGCCACAUCGGCAUGCGAAAGGAUAAUCAGAAGGGACAUAGCCAGAACGUAUCCUGAGCAUGAUUUCUUUAAGGAGAAAGAUGGGCUUGGCCAGGAGAGUUUGUUUAACGUUAUGAAAGCGUAUAGUCUCCAUGAUCGUGAAGUGGGAUAUUGUCAAGGUUCGGGAUUUAUAGUAGGAUUGCUCCUCAUGCAGCAAAUGCCAGAAGAGGAAGCUUUCGCUGUACUGGUAGCGCUUAUGCAAGAGUAUCGUUUGCGCGACAUGUUCAAGCCGAGUAUGGCUGAGUUAGGGGUGUGCAUGUAUCAGCUAGAACAUUUAGUUGCUGACACGCAUCCCGAGUUACACGCUCAUUUUACGGCUCAAGGUUUUCAUACCUCUAUGUACGCAUCGUCUUGGUUUCUUACGCUUUUCACCACAGCGCUGAGCCUACCGCUGGCCUGCCGUAUUUUUGACGUGUUUCUGUCCGAAGGCAUGGAGAUUAUUUUCAAAGUCGCGCUGGCCAUGUUGCACUUAGGCAAGGAAGAUCUGUUAAGCUUGGACAUGGAGGGCAUGCUGAAGUUUUUUCAGAAACAAUUGCCUGGAAAAGCCGAGAAAGACCCUGAUGGCCUUAUAAAUCUUGCCUAUGGCAUGAAAAUCAAUCCGAAAAGAAUGAAGAAAUUAGAGAAAGAUUAUACUGUUUUGAAGAUGAAGGAACAAGAAGAAAUGGUCGAACUACGUAGGCUAAGAGCAGAAAAUAGAUUACUCAGGCAAAGAACCGAACUUCUUGAGGCUGAGUCUGCUGAACUAGCGGAUAGAUUAGUUAGGGGUCAAGUUUCUCGUGCAGAGGAAGAGGAGACCGCCUUUGUUGUGCAAAGGGAACUAGCAGCUCUUCGACACACGCAUUUAGAGACCAGUCAUCAGCUUGAGCAGGCUCAUGAGGAAUUGAGAUCACUUUCGUUGCUGCUAGAAGAGAACGUAAAUUCGAAACAAUCGUCUCUGGAUGAAAUUUUAUUAAAGCAAGAAGCGCUGUCGCAAAAAGAAGACAUGAUACAGUGUUUGCAAGAGGAAUUGGUCAGAGUUCGAUUGCACGAGGCGGAGAACGAUGCAACGAUAAGGGAGCUCAGGGCGAGAAUACAGGAAUUAGAGGAUGAUAAAAAGACGUUACGCGAGACUACACCAGAUAAUUCGGUUGCUCAUUUGCAAGAGGAACUAAUCGCUGUGAAGCUUAGAGAGGCAGAAGCUAAUUUAUCUCUCAAGGACCUUCGUCAGAGAGUAGUGGAAUUAAGUUCUGCCUGGCAAAGGCAUUUGCAAGAGCAUCGUUCGGCUCAGACAGCACCCGCAAGUGAUUCGACACCGAAAAAGCUUCUGUUUUGGGAAAAUCGAGGACACGAAGUGCAGAAGUUCGAGGAAGAUUUAAUGACAACUAGGAUUCGAGAGAUGGAAGCUUUGACUGAAGUGAAGGAGCUUAGAUUGAAGGUGAUGGAGCUUGAGACUCAAGUGCAGGUUGCCACGAAUCAACUUCGUCGACAGGACGAAGGUGGAAAACUAGUUAAAGAAGAACUGGAAGCUGCCUUGGCUAGGGAAAAGGAGCUCACUGCCAAACUGAGGGAGCAACAGCACAAGUAUUCUGACCUGGAAUCAAAAAUGAAAGAUGAAGCUAUGAUGGCCAGGAUACGUGACGCGGAGCACGCGCAGCACGUUGCUGAACUCACCCAGAAAAUCUCCAUUCUUGAGUUAACGAAUGAAGAAAUGCAUGCGGAGGGUGAGCUUAGGAAUAAUUUAGACGACAGCGAAAGAGUAAGAGAACUGCAGGAUAAAGUUGCAGAAUUGAAAGCCGAGGUCAUGAGGCUAGAAAGCUGGAAGCAACGUUGGACAGGUCAUGGUGGCCAAAAUGUGAGGAGUUUCAGCGUUGAGACUGAAAGCGAAUUGGACGAGCGGGAUCUCAGAAUUUGUUUACAGGAUCAUAUCAACGCGACUACGCCAAACUCACCAGAGGUGUAAUCUGGUGGUCAUUAAUAGCGCAUUAUAUAAAAUCAUCUGACCAAGUCGAUUCUUCGCUGCAAUCAGGCUUCGACGUGUAUUCAACGGAAAUACCUAUUAAUGAUUUUAUACGCGAAACAAUAUCCGAAGCUGUCCCACCACAUGAAUAAGAUCGGGAGAUUUAGAAUAGAAAAUUUUUUCAUUUCCUAUUCCUACUGAAGGGAUGUCAUUAGCAGCAGUUGUAUCAGUUAAUUCCAUGAAUUUUUCAAGGAUGUAUCGGUGAUCACCGUGAUCAACGUUUAAUUUCAAAGUCUGAUUAAAGUGGACGAAUUUCUAUAUAGAUUAAUAUUACUAUGUGACGCAUA